This is a messenger RNA of Aspergillus heteromorphus CBS 117.55, 1395 nucleotides long. Its product is annotated as putative amino acid transporter. NCBI's taxonomy places the organism in Eukaryota, Fungi, Ascomycota, Eurotiomycetes, Eurotiales, Aspergillaceae. Bases 1 to 1374 code for a protein of 457 amino acids. Gene Ontology annotation, cellular component: vacuolar membrane. The transcript has 7 exons. The record is from RefSeq and is a predicted model, not a curated record. Gene Ontology annotation, molecular function: amino acid transmembrane transporter activity. Gene Ontology annotation, biological process: amino acid transmembrane transport.
AUGCGUUUGGACGGCGUCGCUCCCCCCGCCGAGGUCGCUGAGACCAAGAGUCGCGAAGAGAAGGACUACGAUGUGGAGGACCUCAAGGCCGUUGCCAACGUCCCCGAGGACGAUCCCUUUGGCAACGAGGCCAACGCGGAGGUCAAGUACAAGACGCUGAAGUGGUGGCAAUGCGGAAUGUUCAUGAUCGCGGAGUCUGUCUCCCUGGGAGUGUUGUCUCUCCCGGCCACCAUGACUUCCCUGGGUCUCGUUCCCUCGCUCAUUCUUAUCGUCGGUCUCGGUAUCCUCGCUCUCUACACUGGCCUCGUCAUCGGCUGGUUCCGUGAACGUCACCCCUUCAUCCACAACCUCGCCGAUGCGGGCGAGAUCCUCAUGGGCCGCUUCGGCCGCGAGCUGUUCGGACUCGGCCAGAUCCUGUUCUCCAUUUUCAUCAUGGGCAGCCACAUCGUCACCUUCACCGUCAUGAUGAACACCAUCACCGACCACGGAACCUGCUCCAUCGUGUUCAGUGUGGUGGCUAUGGUCAUCUGUCUGGUUCUGUCGCUUCCCCGGACGAUCAAGAACUUGACCUAUAUCUCCACAGCUUCUUUCAUCAGUAUCUUCACCGCGGUGAUGAUCACCAUGAUCGGCGUCGGAGUGCAGUACAAGGGCGGCCAGAACAUCAGCAUCACCACCGACACCAACCUGUACACGGCCUUCAGCGGCGUGACCCAGAUCAUGUUCGCCUACUGCGCGCACGUUGCCUUCUUCGGUCUGAUCGCCGAGAUGGAGGAGCCCAAGGACUUCGCCAAGGCCCUGUGUCUGCUGCAGUGCUUCGAGAUUGCGCUCUACGUGACGGCCGCCAUCGUCAUCUACUACUUCGUGGGUAACGGCGUCGACUCGCCCGCCCUGGGAUCGGCUGGACCGGUGUUGAAGAAAGUGGCCUACGGCAUUGCCAUCCCGACGAUUAUCGGCGCUGGUGUGGUCAACGGACACGUCGGUCUGAAGUACAUCUACGUGCGCAUCUUCCGGCACUCGGACCGCAUGUCCAAGAACGACUUCGUGUCGGUGGGCUCGUGGAUCGCCAUCGGCGUCAGCUGCUGGGUCGUUGCGUGGAUCAUCGCCGAGGGUAUCCCCUCGUUCAGCAACAUCGUCAGUCUGAUCAGCUCGCUGUUCGCCAGUUGGUUUAGUUACGGUCUGCCGGGCCUGUACUGGCUGCACAUGAACUACGGGCAGCUGUUCUCGUCGCCUAAGAAGAUUGCCAUGACGAUCCUCAACUUUUUGAUCCUGUGCAUUGGUGCUGCCAUGUGUGGUCUCGGUCUGUACGCCUCCGGAAAGGCGAUCCACGACGAUGCCUCCAAGAGCAGCUUCUCGUGCGCGAGCAAUGCGUUGUAAAAGGGUGGUGCUAUGACCGAG